UCAAAAGGGUCCUCUUUCUGUCGAGAAGAUUGCGAAGUGUGUCAAGAUGAAGCAGGCACCGGAGACCCUCGGCAGCACGAACGGGAAGACCCAGAACUGUGAAGUGAAUCGUGAAUGUUCCGUGUUCCUCAGCAAAGCCCAGCUCUCGACCAGUCUACAGGAGGGGGUCAUGCAGAAGUUCAACGGCCACGACGCACUUCCCUUUAUCCCAUCCGAGAAGCUGAAGGACCUGACGUCCCGUGUAUUUAAUGGCGAACCUGGUGCUCAUGAUGCCAGACUGCGCUUUGAGUCCCAGGAAGUGAAGGCGCUCGGGACGCCGCCCAGCACGACCCCCAUCAAAAACGGCUCUCCGGAGAUUAAGCUGAAGAUCACCAAAACGUACAUGAACGGGAAACCUCUCUUUGAAUCUUCGAUUUGCGGGGACGGCGCUGCUGCCGUGUCCCAGUCGGAAGAACACGGACAAAAACCGGAAAAUAAGGCCAGAAGGAACAGGAAGCGGAGCAUAAAGUACGACUCCUUGCUGGAGCACGGUCUUGUUGAGGCAGCGCUGGUGUCCAGGAUCUCGAGUCCCUCCGACAAAAAGGUUGCGGCUAAGAAAGAGUCCUGUCCAAAUACUGGCAGAGACAAAGACCACCUGUUGAAAUACAGUGUUGGCGACUUGGUGUGGUCCAAAGUGUCCGGUUACCCUUGGUGGCCGUGCAUGGUUUCCGCUGACCCACUCCUUCACAACUACACCAAACUUAAAGGUCAGAAAAAGAGUGCACGCCAGUAUCACGUACAAUUCUUUGGUGAUGCCCCAGAAAGAGCUUGGAUAUUUGAGAAGAGCCUUGUAGCUUUUGAAGGAGAAGGACAGUUUGAAAAAUUAUGCCAGGAAAGUGCCAAGCAGGCACCCACGAAAGCUGAGAAAAUUAAGCUGUUGAAACCUAUUUCAGGGAAAUUGAGGGCCCAGUGGGAAACGGGCAUCGUUCAGGCAGAAGAAGCUGCAAGCAUGUCGGUGGAGGAGCGGAAGGCCAAGUUCACUUUCCUCUACGUGGGGGAGCGGCUUCACCUCAACCCUCACGUAGCUAAGGAGGCAGGCGUUUCUGUGGAGGCUCCGCCUCUGGGACCCAUGGUAGAGCCCUCAGGAGUCCCCGAGGAAGCUGCUGCUGACCCCAAGUCCAUGCGAGAAGAGGGCGUUCCCAUCAAGAGAAGGCGGAGAGGGAAGCUGUCUAGCUCUGCCGAAAACCGAGCGGGUGACCCUGGGACAGUACAGAGUACUCCUCAAAAGAUGGCAGAGGCCGACCCCAAGAGAGGAGUCGGGUCUCCUCCUGGGAGGAAGAAGGCCACGGCCUCCGCUCCACGAAGCAGAAAGGGAGAUGCGGCAUCCCAGUUUCUGGUCUUCUGUCAGAAGCACAGGGAUGAGGUGGUCGCAGAGCACCCGGACGCCUCGGCCGAGGAGGUCAAAGAGCUGCUCGGCUCCCAGUGGGACAUGCUCAACGAGAAGCAGAAGGCGCGCUAUAACACCAAGUUUGCCCUCGUGGCCUCUCCCCAGUCUGAAGAAGACUCCGGUAACGUAAAUGGGAAAAAAAGAAACCAUACCAAGAGGACACAGGACCCUCCUGAAGACGUUGAAAUUGAAGACGCACCCAGGAAAAGACUCAGGACCGACAAGCACGGUCUCCGGAAGAGAGAGACGGCGAGUGACAAGACGGCCCGAACAGGUUCUUGCAAGGCCAUGGAGGCCGCCACCUCGCUGAAGAGCCAGGCAGCAACGAAACACCUGUCUGACGCAUGCAAACCACUGAAGAAGCGAAAUCGGGCGUCUGCAGCAGCGUCGUGCGCUCCUUUUAGCAAAAGUUCAUCUCCUUCUGCGUCCCUAACUGAGAAUGAGCUUUUACGGGAGCCCACAUCAGCCAAGUUGGAUGUGAACCCAGCUGCCCCGUACCGCACUUAAAUGCUGUAAUAUUCCAGAUGCCUGCUGCAGGUGGCACGUCCACGCACUCACUCAGUGACACUCGUACCCCAGUCAUUUUAUGGAAGAUGUGUGAUAAUCUGUUUUCACUGGUAUUAAUAACACACACAAUGAAGAGAACAGAUAACAAAUUUUAAGACCAAGGUAAGAUGCCCAGGCAAGGCCAUUUACCCGAUCCCGCUCAUCUCACGAUAGAGGCACACUCCUCCCGCAGCGGUCCGUGUAGAUGUCAGGCCGAAGGGACGCCCGCCACACGGGGCUGCCCUGGGCCUGCGACGAGGACGCCACGCCGAAGGGGCUGGCCUUGCUAGAGGCCACCCUCGUCCUCUGGCUCAUGACUUACCGAGUUCGUACCGAACACUGCCGGUGCCCGCACCGCCGGAAAGAGAGCGAGCCGCACACAGUAGGAGGAGCCCGCGUCAGCUGCCCCGUUGCCAGCUGGAAUGCACUCAGCACUGUAGACACGAAACCGCUUUCCAACACCGAAGGCAGGAAGGGUUUCGAUUCUGUCCUUUUUUUACUACACAGUUUUACUAUGACACUAGACACAGUGAAUUUGUAGGAAGAAUCUCAUUUUCAGUAUCAUACGAGCCAUUUAACUCUUUUGAUGCAGCGACCAGUAUCUUGGGGAUACCUCGAUCAGGUUAUUUACAACCACAGCUUAAUCGGUUGCUUUUGUAGGACGUCAGCUGUCACAUUAAAUGACUGAGUGUUGGGUGUCGCCCUCUGUCCUACCCCGGGGCGUCCGCAUGCCUGCAUGGAGGGGCACAGGCCACACUUGCCCCUCAGCUCCCGGAGGCAGGACUGCUGUUGACGUUACCGUGUUAGGAGCCCUCGGUCAUUCCCAGCACACUCCGCACACGCGUUCUACCUUUAAUGGAAGUUUCUGACUAAUACUUGUGUUCUAACCGUUAAGUACUGUAACGCAUGUAAAACACUUGGGGUACCUGACGCCUUGCAGGGACUCGGUGGUUCGCUAUUGUGACAAUAAUGGUUAUAACAAUAAAAACAAUAAAAUCUCCAUCAUUCCAUUUUUAUCCCAAAGUAUAAAUUCUGCUCUGGCAUGAAGAGCUCUCCUCCUGACUGCCCCGUGCACGCGGGGGUCGAGUGGCAGACGCUGGGUCUGAGGAGCACGGCCGGGCGCUAGACUGUGGCUGAGCGCUGGGUGGGUGGCUCUGCUCGGACGCGGCGGGAGGCCCGGACGUGAGUGUGGGCAGGGCUGGCGGAGAACUGGUUACGAAAUUGGAAAGUGCGAAGGAAGGUCGUGUAGGAGUGGCCCGGGUCAGGAAACUAUCGCAAGCAGGGUCGAGCCCGUUUGAAACUGUAGCGCGGUGACUUUCGCGUAGGUGGCCGGCCGGCUCCCAGCCCGCGCCGGGGGCACCAGAAGUCAGCCGGAGAGCAGGGGCUUUCCUCCCCGUUGAGGCGCCUGCCGGGAUGAUGGGCCCGUACGUCCGCUGAGUGGCGUCAGCCGAGGACACAGGAGGGUGUGGGGUGGGGCAGGGAUGGGGGUCACGCGGUGUUCCUCCACCGGGGAAGGCACCGCCCCCCCACCCCCGCCCCGAGGAUGUCGGGAAGUGACCAGGCGGGCGACCAGGCAGUGGCAGGUGUGUUCAGCUCCUGCAGGAGGCAGACGGUCCCGCGUGGGGCAGAGCCGUCCCGCUCCAGAUGGCAGCAGCGGUCUUGCUGGGGAACGCUCCCACCCGCGGCUCUUCCUGAAGGUGAGUGGACAGGGCUCCUGUUCUGAAAAGAGCUUAGGAGGCAAGGAAGGUUGUCUGCCACGAUACACAUCCAUUAUGCUACUGACCGAACAUAAAUUCCCUCAUUUCGUAAAGAGAUCAGGACAACACCGGACACGUUCUAGUCUUGCCGUUUGAACUGCUUGUUGUGGAGGUGACUUUUCUUGCACAUAGAACCGUUGUUAACGGCCCCACUUAAUUGCUGCAGUCCAUCUUCCUACCCCACGCUGGUGCCUGGUCAGGGGCGGUAGCUACGAGAAGGAGCGCAAGGCAUUCGGAAGAGGUGAAACCUGUCUGAAUAUAUAAAAGUUGAGGUUGUCGCUGUUCUGAGACUGGAAGUUUCCCGCGAUGAUAGAGGUCCCGUGAAGUAUGUGCACCUAUCGGCAGUAGAGGUUCCCGUUCUGUUGAUGCACCUGUUAGGGGCUUCUGUCUCCCAUGUGGGCCUCCCUCCAGAGUUAAUACAAGAGUUAAACGUCUGCCUCUGAUGGUGAUGGAUUUGGGUGCAUCUCCACACCCUCUUUGUAAUUGUGUCUGUCACAUCUCAAAAUAACCCGUUUUUUUCAAGAGGGAGCUAGCUUCUAAAAACCAACAGGAAACGUAGGCCAGAUCUCAUGACAAGGAUGCUCCGUGUGGUGAACGGAACCCGCACGGUGCAUGGACGAGUCCUGUCUGUCCCGCCCUCCAGGAAGGGUUAGCCUGCUUUGUGGGUGAUUGCUGUGGGGUCCCCCGCCUUCACGUGUGUCUGAGGCCGAGCUUUUCGCUGGAAGGUCACGCACAAGCACAGAAGGGGUUAAGACGAAGUGUUCAGGGUUUGGGGGGUGGGACAGGGGAGUGGCCGUUACAGGACUUUUCGUAAUUGGGGUGUUACCGGCCAGGCCACACGCACCGUGUGAGGCCACACGCACCGUGUGAGACCUGAACCGUUAGCGACCCGAUCGGGACUCCCGUGUCUCUUUGGCCCUGACCUGCUUGCCUAAGAUUUGGGACCAGAAGUGUGUGAGGAGAGCCAGCGUUUGCCCGGGGGUGGUGACGUGCACACCCAGCAAGGGUCUGCCUGGGCACUGUCCCCAAGCUGAGAAUAAAGCUGAGAUUGUAAGUUAGCAUCUGGUUCCAAAAGACAAAAAAAUGCACCCAUGUGUGGAUGUGAACCUCAAAUGAUGAGGGAAUGCCCUUGAAGAGGGGUCUUGGCCGAGGCCUGAUGUGAGUGGUGUGGGGCCUGCUGUGGCAGACCACGAGUGGUGACUUUGUGUGCCAUUUUGGUAAUAGCACGAGCGUUUUUAAGUCCGGUCCUCCAUCUGCUGCAUCCAGCGCAGCGGAGAGGGGAGGCUUGGUGACCCAGAGGCCCCGCGUGUGGCCAAGCUGGCGAGGAGGCUGUGCCCCUGUCGGAAAGGGCAGACGUCCGUACGUGGGCAGGUCUUCUGGGUUCCUUUCUCGCUCGGUUUCUGACCUAACGCUUCUCGACCACGUUUAGCCCCUUUAGGUUGUGAAGUCCAUUUUAAGGUGGUUCUGAUCAGGAAGACUUCUGUGUGCGGCCUGGUGAGGCCUCCUUCUACCUCGUGCGGGCCGUAGCGUUCCACGCUUUUAGAACCGUUACGUUCAGCCUUUAAAAAUCUUUAAACAGAGAAAGUAAUUGCCGAGGCCUGCUGGUUAUCUUUGGAAUAUGAAUUUAAAGGAUUGUCAUUAGCUGAAAGAAUGGAGUCUGGUUAGAAAAGAGUCUCCACACGCUGUCAGUCUGUCACUGGCUGCUGCUUGGCUCUGAGGUUUGUCUUCCUUCCUUCCUUUUUCUUCCCUUUUUUUGUUUUAAGAAGUAUACUGGUUCCUGUGUAUUUUAGGAUUUUGGGUUAGGGACGUUGGUGUUGAUCCCUUUUCAGUUCUAUUUUGCUGUUUUACCUAGCCUGUUAGAAAUCACCACUGACUUACUGGCCGUUGAUGGAAAGCCGACUACCCUUAGCAGGUGGAAAAUGGCAUGCACCGUAUUCACCCUGUUCCUUGUACUGUCUGGGAAGACGCACACUCCCUUCCAUACUCCCUUCCAGGCGCUGUCACCAGCCAGGGAGGAUGUCCCUCAGGGUCCGUCCAAGAACCUGACAGCGACUAGACAGUUACACAUUAGAUCCGCUUUAUAACUUCUGGCCUACACGGAGCUGUUGAGCUUGGGCACAUAAUUCUUUGGUGUACGUUUUAAAGCAUGCUGAUCAUUCAGGCACACUGUAUCUUUAAGAAAUGUCGGCCCAUGCAGGGGUGCAGGGGUGCGGGGGGGAGGGCUUGCUGAGCUGCAGGUGGGAGCUUUGCUACUGUUGUCACGCUGCCCUGCCUUGCUAUUGCUGUUGCCUGUAGCAGGCUGGCCCUGGCCCCUCCCCCACUGCUGAGGACACUGUUGGGACGGAGUGGGGUCGGGUCGAUAGGACAUUGUAGAGACUCCUCUUACGAUCAGAGCCAGCCUUGAAUCUGGAUCUGGAGCGGCCGCCACAUGGCCUGAUGGCUGUGGCUGUGGCCGUGGCCGACCUGUUGGCUCUCACUGGCACCUUCUGGGGCCGUUGGACGACACAGAGGCUUCCAGGUUAGAAGGUGGGUGUGUGUGUGUGUGUGUGUGUGUGUGUGUGUGUGUGUGUGGUGUGUGUGUGUGUGUGUGGGGUGUGUGUGUGUUCUCGGUGACCCGGCCCAGCCCUAGAACUGAGGCGCCCCCAGGACAUUGUAGUCGAGGUCAUCUAGGAGGGUCGCUUUAAUAAAAGUUACUCUGAACUGUAGUGUUUUAGGUGGUGAAUGACUGAUUUAAAAAUUAUUUUAAUUCCACUCUUAAUAUUUCACUGUGAUGUUAAUUUGGAGGACCUGAGAUUGGUCUUUGGAUUUUAAGCUCAUUAACUCUGCUGAGCACAGGAUAUUUAUUGUUUGUAAAUCCAAGAUGCUAUGUGAAAGUACUUAUAGUUCUUUCUUCCUUUACAAAAGCGUAACGUAAACAUGGAAAUAAUGUUGGUUUAUAGAAAUAUAUAUUGUUCAAGGUCUGUAAUUGUAUUUCAAAAAUGAUGUGGAAUUCGAUUUGUGAAGGGAUUUGUUUUGUCAAAAAAUUUAAAAAUCACUCUGUACCCUGCCGUCUGAGGCACAGGCCGCGCCCCCCCCCCAGUCACAGCAGAGAGGACUGGGGUUCGUUAGUCCCCCUAAACGGCUACAUUGUUUCCUGAAGUUGGUUCAAAUAUGUUCACUAGGUUACUUUGUGUUCAUUAAUAUCAUCUUGAAAAAUCCCUGCUUUACUGUGGAGACAGCAUUCCCUGCCCCUAAAGGAACGUAUUUCUAAGGCAAAUAGGCAAUUUGAUACUAUCACAUACUGAGUGGAGGGUAGAGAAAGUGUUUUCAGACUCCAGAAAACUCGGAGAAGUCAGGAACUAAGCUGCUUGGAAAUCCGUGCCACAGGUGUGGCUUUGGUGGAUCGGGAAGCGACGGGAAAGUUGUUGACAGUCUGUGUCCGUUCAGUUACUACAUUUCUCUUUUUCCAAAUGCAUCCUAUUGGAUAUGGAAUAGACCGUAGAUGUCGUAGACUGAGAUUUGGGACCGUGUUGGGACCAUUCGGGUGAAGGUGUCGCUUUCACAAACGGCAUCUCCGAGUAAGUACCGUCACCUGGUGCCCGUGGAGGCGGAGCCCUGCACCCGGAGUAGAGGCUGGCGCGGUGCCCGUGUACUUUGCUCCUCUUGUGGGUGGUCUGCCGAGCGGAGAGCCGGUGGAUCCCUCCGACUGUGCUAGUGGUCGUUGGGUCGCUGGGAAGGGGUUCGCUGGGCCGAAGGUCGCAAUCUCCCGCAUCUGUGUCACGGACUGUAAUAUUGUAAGGUCUGUAUUCUGUAUGUGUAUCUUAGACCCCAAUCAGGAAACAAGCCUCAUGUGUGUCUUAACAUUUAUAUUUCCAUUCAAAAUAUGUAUUCAGUGUUUAUUUCCUCAAAACAGACUUUGUUAAUUUAGGAAAUAUCUCCAAGUGGAAACGUGCUAACUUUUUCUGUAAAUCUUAAAUAAAAGGUGCUGUUCCUUUCUUCGA
Messenger RNA from Felis catus (domestic cat), 7709 nucleotides. It is a transcript of the gene NSD2, whose product is annotated as nuclear receptor binding SET domain protein 2. The transcript is spliced from 9 exons. Lineage: Eukaryota; Metazoa; Chordata; Mammalia; Carnivora; Felidae. Bases 47 to 1933 code for a protein of 628 amino acids. Gene Ontology annotation, cellular component: nucleus; chromatin. The record is from RefSeq and is a predicted model, not a curated record. Gene Ontology annotation, molecular function: histone H3K36 methyltransferase activity. Gene Ontology annotation, biological process: regulation of DNA-templated transcription.